CAUGAGAGGAGUGUUCCCACAGGAGAUGUAGUUUCCCUUUGUUUGCCAUGCUGUGCACCUCGCCGACCUCUUCCCUUUGCCUCGCUCCUUCUCAGUAUUGAAUGCCAGACACCUGUACGACAGCUGAAACUCAAAGGGACGCACUAGUCACAGACUCUCGGCUGAGCUUGGUGGACAUUUCUCUGCUGGAUAUAAAGUAUAAGCAGGUGGCUUGUAGAGAUAACAGAAAAAAGAAGAGAGAGAGACUCUGCUAGGAACAAGCAUGUCAAAACAGGGGGAAAAGGAAUCUGUGUUCAUUACCACCAAAGUGAGGACCAAGCUGAAGGGAGACGGCAGCUGGUUGCAGCGCAGCAGCGAUGCUCAGGCUGAAGCCGACAAGGAGAAGCCAUGGUUAGCGGAAGUAAGGGCCUGUCGUUUGAACGGACCCCCUGUUGAGACCAGUCCAGUAUCGUCACCAACAUCAUCCACUCCGCCCCCCACCAAGUCUGACGCAGAGAGAGCACCGGCGUCAGGAUUCCUGAUCAGAGGCAUUUUCACUAAACUAGACAAGCCUACUUCAUCUUCAACAACUAACGGUGUUAUUCCAUCAACAACACAAUUCACCAAAAAGCCUGCAGAAAGCUACAAGAAAAUAGCCCCCUACACUGUGAGGCCCACUUCAGAGAACCAGGAGAGCCAGCUUAGCAACGAGGAGCAGGAGAAACGGACGGAGGCUGCCAGCAAUGUUCUGAAGAAAUCCUCAGUCAGGAAACGGUCUUAUGUGUUUUCUGCUGCUAAGAAAUAUGAGUCUCAAGAAGCGGAGCCCGAACCCUCUUUGCUCAACAGCAGUCCAGCAUUUCUGGCUAGAAGGGUGGAGAUUAUCGAUGACGAUGGGAGCGCCGCGACACCAGAGCCUGCCAGCGCUCUGCCCCCCUCCCCCGUUGUUGCCUCCCCAACCGAGCCCAAACCACGCAAAGUAGUCAACACCAGUGUUAAAGCUGUUGCGGUUAACGAGCCGGUGGCACCAACGGUCGUGGAGCCUGCCCCAGAGCCUGUGAAGGAUGACCCCCCUCCAGUGUCUGUUACAGUAAAUGACCCAUUUGAAGACAUGGAACCAGGCGGCACCAAGCUGGCCGCUCCUCUCCCUGUGCGCAUCCCAAAGUGUUUUCAAGCAGUCUGUAUGGAGCCAGAACCCAAGGAUUCAGACAUUUCUGGGCUGGUUGACCUCGCCCCAGCAUCACCAACCCCAUUACCACCUACUCCAGCAGCCCCUGCCCCUCUUUCACCUGCCCCAGUGUCUGCUGUAACAGAGAUCCCAGAGUGGACCGAACCAGAAAUAGCACCAAAACCAUCUCUAAAGCCAAGAGUCAACACCAGUGUUAAGACAGCUUAUGACGUUGCUGUUAACGAGCUGGUGUCACCAAAGGUCGUGGAGCCUGUGAAGGAUGACCCCCCUCCAGUGUCUGUUACAGUAAAUGACCCAUUUGAAGACAUGGAACCAGGCGGCACCAAGCUGGCCGCUCCUCUCCCUGUGCGCAUCCCAAAGUGUUUUCAAGCAGUCUGUAUGGAGCCAGAACCCAAGGAUUCAGACAUUUCUGGGCUGGUUGACCUCGCCCCAGCAUCACCAACCCCAUUACCACCUACUCCAGCAGCCCCUGCCCCUCUUUCACCUGCCCCAGUGUCUGCUGUAACAGAGAUCCCAGAGUGGACCGAACCAGAAAUAGCACCAAAACCAUCUCUAAAGCCAAGAGUCAACACCAGUGUUAAGACAUCUUAUGACGUUGCUGUUAACGAGCCGGUGUCACCAAAGGUCGUGGAGCCUGUGAAGGAUGACCCCCCUCCAGUGUCUGUUACAGUAAAUGACCCAUUUGAAGACAUGGAACCAGGCGGCACCAAGCUGGCCGCUCCUCUCCCUGUGCGCAUCCCAAAGUGUUUUCAAGCAGUCUGUAUGGAGCCAGAACCCAAGGAUUCAGACAUUUCUGGGCUGGUUGACGCCCCUCUGGUUGACCUCGCCCCAGUGUCACCAACUCCAGCAGCCCCUGGCCAGGCUUCACCUGCCCCUCUUUCACCUGCCCCAGUGUCUGCUGUAACAGAGAUCCCAGUGUGGACCGAACCAGAAAUAGCACCAAAACCAUCUCUAAAGCCAAGCUCCGGUGUUGACACGCUCGCCACAUUGUCCGACACUCUCAUUGCUUUCGACUCAAGUUCAACCAGCUUUUGGGAUGAUAAGCCAGUGAUGACAGAGGAAGAAGCAGGUUCAGCAAACAUUCAAACCACAGAGAACGGUGUUGAACGGGAGGCAGAGCUCAGCAACUGUAUACCAAUAACAGAUGAUCUCCUGGCUCUCACCGAUGGUCCCGAGGAGUCUGUAGACCCCGUCCCCCCCAGUCCAGGACGCUGGAGCCAGGAUCUGCUAGGUGGACUAAACAGUGAGUCAAUCCCAGCAAAGACGAGUGGCACCCUGGAUCUGCUGGCUGACGAUGUCAUUCCAAUCAAGACAGAGGCACGCAGCCUCAACAUGCAGCGAGAGGAGGAACAGACGGAUGAAACAGCCAGAGAAACACAAAGCCAAGAGGACAACACAGAUCCAUGGAGCUCACGUGAGACGACCACAGUCACUGAAUCAAGCUCGGAUGAUCCGUUUGAUCCAUAUCCGAUAGGGACCACAUCCUCUAACAGCGCUUCUGACCUGCUCCAGCCUCACUCUGGUAUUUCCAGCAACAGUGCAUCAUUUACUUUCAUGGAGAACAAAGAUCCAAGUCCAGAAACCGAUAUUGGCAGCAAUGCGUUGGAAUCCCUUGCAGACAACGUCUUCCCUAUCAACACUGAAAGCACAAGUCUCGGCACUGAGCGGUCAUGGGCACGCACAUGGGAAACCAGCCCACCUCAGCAGGCUAACUCAGACGAGAGCCAAGAAGCUGUACCAGGAGGCCAAACUGUAGAUCAAGAGACGCUGGUCAUGUUUGAAAGAAAGUCCUCUGAGAAUGACUCCCCAUGGGACAGGUGGACAUCACCCAUUGUUUAUACCCUCGCUACAGAAGAAGAAGAAGAGGAGGAGGAGGAGAAGGAAAGCAGAGAGUAUACGGAGACAGUCACAACCAUCACCACGAACAGGGAGAUACACAGUGAACAACAGCUCGCUAUGGAUCGUUAUGAGACCUAUUCCAGGAGCGUGACAAAAGAAGACCAGCGUGCCCAAACACCAGAACCUGAGGCCAAAAAGGGUUUUGUGUAUUUGAAGGAGUAUGUCAAUGCAACAGAGCUGUCCUUGCAUAAUGCCAGAGACUCAACCGAUAAAGGGUCAGAUUAUUUUCCAUCCAGCUCUGCCAGUUACUCUUACAGCAGCCCCUCCACUUACUCCAGUGGCCUGUCAUCAUCCACCUGUAACUUCUGCGAAAAGCCGGUGGGUAAUGAUGCCAAGAUCACCAUCGAGCACCUCAAUAUCAACUGUCACCCCGACUGCUUCAAGUGCGGUGUGUGUGGGAAGCACAUGGGAGACCUUCUGGACAGCAUGUUCCUCCAUGGUGGGAAAGUCCACUGCGAGACCUGCUACAGCAACGCCUUGGACUGAUUAUCAGAGCCCGUCUGCAGCCUCUUGUCCUCGCACCGUUCCCUUCAUGUUCAUUUGCAUAUAAAGUGGGAACUCACAUCUUUCUCAUUGUUUGGUUUGAACUCAGGAAUAAUGUGGUUUAGGCUGAUCAAAAAGGUUGUUAUAGUGAACAAUAUGACUAUUGAAUGUGGAUUCUUAAAUUAGGUUACAUUUCUAAUUCAUCAAUCAUGUUAUAAAUGCUUGUGUUGUGUUUUUUACCCUCGUGGUGAAAGCGGUAUCUGCCUUUGUAAACUAUGAAGUAUAUGUGUCAUGAACAGACUAAUACUGGCUAGUGGGGAAUGACAAUGUAAUUUAGCCACAGUCGUUAUGGAAAAAAAUGACUUUAUUCAAAAAUGUUUACUUUUUCUCUUGAUACAAAAUAGUGUGUUCACAUGUAUGAUG
This is a messenger RNA of Cyclopterus lumpus (lumpfish), 3970 nucleotides long. It is a transcript of the gene znf185, whose product is annotated as zinc finger protein 185 with LIM domain. The coding region runs from base 263 to 3550 and encodes 1095 amino acids. The transcript has 36 exons. The record is from RefSeq and is a predicted model, not a curated record. Lineage: Eukaryota; Metazoa; Chordata; Actinopteri; Perciformes; Cyclopteridae.